This is a messenger RNA of Stegastes partitus (bicolor damselfish), 2050 nucleotides long. It is a transcript of the gene rmp24, whose product is annotated as ribonuclease MRP subunit p24. The coding region runs from base 236 to 931 and encodes 231 amino acids. The transcript is spliced from 5 exons. The record is from RefSeq and is a predicted model, not a curated record. Lineage: Eukaryota; Metazoa; Chordata; Actinopteri; Pomacentridae.
CGCGACGCUACGUGAAUCUCUGGGAGUCCACACGGCUGUUCUUGGGAUACAUCAAAAUUAAUACUUUUCCUACCCUUGUCCCGCAGUUGCAGCUCCAACAGCGUAUAUUUCCGAGCUUCUAAUCUCAAUUUCGUACCUCGUCAGUCAGCUAAACACGUUCGGAAGAAGCUUCUACUCGGGAUUCCGGCGGAGUUUGAAUUUUUCACGUGUAGCGUCUGAAAAAGUCUCUUUGAAAAUGGAGCCUGAGCCUGGACAAGAAUCAGCGAAAUUUCUGCUGAACGCGUCUGCGCUGUAUAAGGACAAAUGCCCGGCGCUUUCACGGUUCCUUCUGCAGUCGUCUCUGAAUGCUAACGCCCCAGUGAAGUCUGACUUCUCCAGCCUGAUCCAGAACACCUUGAUUUGUCCGUACUGUGGUCAGUGGCUGCAGCCUGACAAUCACCGGAUGCGACUGUGUCCCAAAAGGCGUCCAUCAGCACGGGUGCAGAGUGUCCUGCUCAGGAAGGCCAGAGGCAAACGUCUCAACUUGGUGCAAAGAGAUGUGCUGCAACGUUUCCAAAAGUCCUGCUCGGUACUGAUGGCCACCUGCCAUGCUUGCAGUAAGACAUCCAGACACAAAGGAAUGAACAGGGAUUUUACAUCUACCCUCGCGAAGACCCACAGCACGCCUGGGAGCGUCGGCAAAUACAAGACACCUCAGUCAGCCGCUAGAUCCAACAUGACGACCCCCAAGACUCCAGGCAAAGACAAGACACCUGUUCAUACAUCUAGGUCAUCCACCUCUUCCAGCACUUCAGGGUCGAGCUCAGCUUCCUCCAAGACGCCCUCUAAAUCUAAAAAUUGGGUCGUCCAGCGUCUGAGCAAGAUUCUCAUGCGAGAGGACAACCAGAGCAGAAAGAAGGGGGGCUUGAAAGAUUUUCUGUCCGCCCUCUGAGUAUCUCUUUGUCUUUAAGAUUAUGCUUAAAAAAACAAGGGGAGUUUGACCCAUGUUGUAACCUGUUUACGCCAGAGGAUAAGGGGGGGAACUUAAGUAAAUAUCCUCAGGUUCCAAACCGGUGAAGGAAGGGUUACAGUUUGCCCACCAACACUGCUGUUGCUGGGCUGAUUGGAAUGGCACUCCUGGAAUCCUGAAUGUAACGACUGAGAGCACUGAGCUAUUAAUCACUUAGUGCAUCUUGUGCUGAGUCAGACAGAGAGGAUUGCUUCUGUUGUCUACUUUAAGACAUGCCUCUUGUGAUCUGGGAUGAUACUCAUAGUGGAAUGUUAUUUAUCAAAUUGCUGAAACAUCACAGGAAGCCCAGCUUUAGUGUUUGGCGGCAGUUGUGGCAUGACAGGCUGGUUUACAUGCCAAUAUCAUUCUGCAUUUUGGAUUUUUUUUUUUUCUAAAGUUACAAUCACACAUUCAUAUGAAAAAUAUAUUAUAACAAAUUGCUAUCAAUGUUAAAACUUUUGUAUUUGAAUUUAUUUACCCGCUUCAGUUUUUGGCCCUCUCCAUUGGGGAGAUGUCUGUAAAUUCAUUUGUUUUAGCAUAAGUUCAACAUGACAGAGUGGCAAAUGUAUAGAAGUUUUGCCACUGUUGGGAUUUUGUCUGUGCAUACAAAUGAUUUUGAAGCUGUGCAAGUCACCAAUGAAAAUGUUUUAGUUAUCAUUUAGGAUCAUCAGUUGCUGUUUACAUUGAGCAGGCUCAUCUGCCUACAAUCUGUACAUCAGUGUUGUCUAAACUUAACAUUUUCUUUUGAUACUUUCUUUGGCUGUGUAUUUUUGGAAAGCUUACUCUUUUCAUUGUUUUGUUAAGAGCAGGAAUAUUAAAUAUAUCUACUGCAUUUUGUACCGACAGACUCUGUUGUAGAUCAGCUGUUUAAUGAGCAGCAUGUGUUUAUAUCCUGAAAUACCUCACAUUUGUAUUCUACUACUGUGAUACUCUGAAUUAAAACCUUUCAAAUCUGUGAAACUCUUUGUCCUUAGUCACAUUUGUGUGCUUGAAAAUUUUUUAUAAUGCAGCAUCUGUGUUGGUUUAAUGUUCACUAAAAUGACAAUAAAUGGCUAUAACAUG